AUGACCGGGUCCAAAGACGCCGUUGGACCCAUCGCACCCCCUUCUAUAGGUAUCUGGCGCCGGUGGACCCGUCACACCCCCUCCUAUAGGUAUCUGGCACCGGCGCACCAAUUUGGCGCUGGUGGACCCAUCGCACCCCGUAUUAUAGCUAUAAGGCGCCGGCACACCAAUGUGACGCCGGUGGACCCGUCGCACCCGCUUCUAUAG
Necator americanus (New World hookworm) is the source of this 207-nucleotide messenger RNA. RefSeq lists its product as uncharacterized. The record is from RefSeq and is a predicted model, not a curated record. The transcript is spliced from 2 exons. The coding region runs from base 1 to 207 and encodes 68 amino acids. NCBI's taxonomy places the organism in Eukaryota, Metazoa, Nematoda, Chromadorea, Rhabditida, Ancylostomatidae.